AUGAAAUCUCUAAUUCAAUCCGUCGAACAUUUCUGUUCAUUUUCUCCGAAGAAGUUGCUCCGCCGCAGGCCGAAAUCCAAGUCGACCUCCUCCGGUUCCGGGUCCGGGUCCGGGUCCCCCAAAUCGGCGUCAACCGUCGCGCCGCCGCGGGAGGAGGAGCUGCGGGAGGUGUUCCGCCGCUUCGACUCCGACGGGGACGGGAAGAUCUCGGCGCUGGAGAUCCGAUCGUACUUCGCGUCGGUUGGGGAGUACAUGUCGUUCGAGGAUGCUCAGGCGAUAAUUGAGUACCUCGACGGGGAUAGCGACGAUUUUCUCGAUUUCGAAGAUUUCGUGCGGCUGAUGGUGGAGGAGGACGGCGGCGGAGAUAGGGAGGAGGAUCUGAGGGCGGCGUUUGGGGUGUUUGAGAUGGAGAGCGGGUCGGGUCGGAUCACGGCGGCGGGGCUCCAGCGGGUUCUGGGGAAACUGGGGGAUCCGAAAUCGUACGAUGAGUGCGCCGCGAUGAUUCGGGCGUUCGAUUUGGAAGGGAAAGGGGAAUUAGGGUUUCAUGAGUUUCGCCAAAUGAUGAGAUGACAAUUAUAAAAAAAAAAUUAAUUAAUUAAAAAAAAUAAUAAAAAAAAGAGAAAAUAAUAAAAAAAUGAAUUUCAAUUUCAAUUUCAAUUUCAAUUUCAAUUUCAAUUUCAAUUUUAUAUAAGUCAAUA
This is a messenger RNA of Andrographis paniculata, 698 nucleotides long. RefSeq names its product probable calcium-binding protein CML41. The record is from RefSeq and is a predicted model, not a curated record. Gene Ontology annotation, molecular function: calcium ion binding; enzyme regulator activity. Bases 1 to 570 code for a protein of 189 amino acids. The transcript has a single exon. Lineage: Eukaryota; Viridiplantae; Streptophyta; Magnoliopsida; Lamiales; Acanthaceae.